GCUGACAGCCGGUCAUAGGAUGUGGGGUUACGCAUGGGGCGUGAGAAAAUAAAGUGUGGGAAAGAGUGGGCGUCGCGAGCGUAGUAAAACAUUUGAUAUGUUGUAGUGAACUGAACACAUAUUUACGAACACAGCGCCAGUAGCAGCAUUUGGUGAUACGAGUGUGUGCGUGAUAAAUACAUCGAGUUCAUGAAGCGAAAAGGUUGCGAUGUGUGAGGAAGAGACCGACGAUUGACCGGAGAUCUCGUGGGAAACGACCUUUGUUAUGUACACUGAUAUAUACAUUAGUUAGUAUAAACAAAAAAUCUGUUCUGGAAUUUGAUAGCACGCGAUGGGAGUUACUGGACUGUGGAGACUGAUCGAGCCCGCAGGCAAACCUGUACCAGUGGAGACUUUAGAAAACAAAGUCUUAGCUGUGGAUAUUUCAAUAUGGUUGCAUCAGAUGGUGAAAGGAUACCAAGAUGCAAAAGGUGCCCCAUUGGCAAAUGCUCACUUAAUGGGACUGUUUCAGCGUCUCUGCAAGUUAUUGUACUUCCGAGUCAAGCCUGUAUUUGUUUUUGAUGGUGGAUUUCCUGAUCUAAAAAGGGAGACUAUAAAUAAGAGACAAGAUCACAAAACCAAAUACAACUCGGAAUCAGAAAGGAUCAAACGAGAGCUGGCACUCAUACUUAGCAAGAAAAUGGCUAUAAGUAGUUUACUUGGCAAACAAUUAUCUCCAAAGAAAAACGCAGCAGGCACUAGUAAGCCGUCAGCUGAUGAUGACUUAUUUAAAUUACCAACAUUGCCAGCAAGAGAUGAAAGUGAAUCAGAGUCUGAAGAUGAAGACAGUUCUAGUAGUUCCAUUAUAGAUUUACAUUCAAUUGAUGUUGAAUCAGAGAAUUUCAAACAAUUACCAGUCAAAGAAAAAUAUAACUUACUACUAGAUUUGAAAGAAACAAGGAAAAUGAAUUCAUGGGGAAAACUUCAUGAAUUACCUAAACAAAGUGAUAACUUUUCAGACUUUCAAAUGCAGAGAUUAUUAAAGCGUCGGAAAGUUCAAGAAUGCCUGGAAGAGACAGAAAAAGAGAUGGGUGAUGGUGGGAUGUCUUUGAAUGAGCUAGAAUCCCUACUAAAUGAAGAAGGUAUAGACACCAAAAUUGAAGCCCUUCCAACCAGGAGAAUUGCCUCUAAUAAUACAACACGUUUUCUUCUUAUUAAUAAUGUUAAACAGGCUAUAGAAGAUGCGAAAAAGAAAAAACUUGAAGGUAACAAAAUUUCCGUUGAAACAGUUGCAAAUAAAACAGAAAAAUACGAAACUAACAUUGAGAAGAUUGAUGAAUUAGAAGAUGAUUUACAAAAAGCAAUAAAAAUGUCUUUGCAAUGUGUUGAUGAUGGUAAUGCAUAUGCAUCCACAUCUAAUGAUCUAGACUCAAGUACUUAUACUUCUAAAACUGAUGAUUCCUGGACAUCUUACUUAAGUGGCUCUGAAAAUUCUCACUGUGAUUCAGAUGAAGAUGAUGGUUUUGAGCAACCCGAUAUGACUUCAGCUAAAUCUUACAUCAUGCAGUAUAGUGACUUCACACAUAAUGCAAUUGAUCAAAUUGUUAGCGUUAGGAAUAAGAAUAAUCAAAAUAAACGAAAGGGUCAGAAAAUUGAUAAAAUCAUUGAAGAACUCCAUAAAGAAAAGUCUAUUAUUGCCGAGAAAUUAGAACUUUCUUCGGGCGACGAAGGAGAAGUAAAAAAUAACAAUAGUCCUAAUGUAAAUCUAAAAAUAGAGCCAGAUUCGUGUGAUGAGGAUAUACUGGAAUCUGAAAUUAAUGAAGGUACUCAAUCAUCACUUAUGAUUAUUGAGAACCCAACACAAGAAAUUGUGUGUCUCGAUACGAGUGCUGAAGAUAAUAUCGAAGAAAGGUUAACUUACACUGUUACUAAAAGUUCUGAUUCCAGUGAUAAUGAUGAUGAGUUUGAGGAAGUACCUGAAGUAAAUAAUGCAGUAAGCAAAACUGUUGUGGAACUUACAUUAAAUGUAGUUGACAAGCUUGAGGAUGACAUAUUUGCAGAUGUUUUUACAAGUCAUAAAGAUAGUAAUUUUAAAAUAAAUGAAAGUAAAAGUGGUAAACCUCAACCUGAUAUUAAUGUAUCAAACCAAAUCAUGAAUAAUGUCUUACAUGAAAAUAUAGCUACAAAUACGAAAAUAGAUGGUCAUAAUAGUAGUGAUGAUUUCAAACAAAAUCAUAAUAAAAGCGCCGAAAUAGACACAGUCAAGAAUCCGACGAUAUCAAAAUCCAUACACAUUUCCAAUAUUCAACAUGAAUUGCAUAAUGUAAAAGAUUUCGAUGCUCCAGUACAUACGAAAAUCAGCGCAAACGCUACAGUGAAAAAUAGCAGUCAAGACUUAUCAAAACUCAUAGGUGUUCAUGUUAAAGAUAACAUUGGCAAUGAAAUUGCUGUACAUAAAAACAUACAACCUAAAGAAGUUUCUCCAGCUUUGAGUAAAGAACAGUUACAUUCCAUGGUUAAUGAAAUAGAAAAUGUGGAGCAAGAUUUGAUACAAGAAAAAGGCAGAUUAGAUAGAGUUGGCAGGAAUAUAACAGAGCAAAUGACCAAAGAAGCGCAAGAAUUAUUACAGAUAUUUGGCAUACCUUACAUAAUAGCACCAAUGGAAGCAGAAGCCCAAUGUGCUUUCCUCGAAGCUAUUAAUUUAACUGAUGGCACUAUUACAGAUGACAGUGAUAUCUGGCUCUUUGGUGGGAAAACUGUUUAUAAAAACUUUUUUAACCAGAAAAAACAUGUUUUACAAUUUUUAUCUGAAAGAAUUGAAAAGUCUUUUAAUCUCACUAGGGAGCACUUGGUGUUACUGGCUCUCUUAGUGGGUAGUGAUUACACCACCGGCCUAAAUGGAGUUGGUCCAGUUACUGCUUUGGAAAUUUUAGCGUCAUUCCCUUUCAAUAAAAAGAAGUUCCUCAACGAAUCGACUCAACAGGGCCGUUACCAAGAAGUCAUAACUGGAUUACAGGAUUUUAAGAAAUGGGUCAGAACUGGGAAGAGAACCGAUAAUACCACAUUGAAGAAAAAGUUGAAAAAUGUCGAAGUUUCUGAGGAUUUUCCAAGUAUAAGAGUGGUUCAAGCUUAUUUGGACCCUAAAAUAGAAAAAAGUGAAGAAAGUUUCACUUGGGGUGAAAUGGACAUCACCGUUUUAAGAGAUUACACCAGGGCCAAGUUUGGCUGGUCACAGAACAAACUAGAUGAGAUUAUCAAACCAGUGAUGAAAAGGCUAGAAGAACGUAAAAGUCAAAAGAAUAUACAAGACUAUUUUAAGAAAAAAGUGGAUUUCCGAUCACUUGAUGAACAUUUGAGUAAACGUGUUAAAGAUGCUGUACAUAAAAUGGGUCCAGAUGGUACUUUGCAUACAGAGAGCACAGACGUAACGAUUAAUAAAAAGACAGCUAAGAAACGAAAAACAAAAGGUGAUAAAAAUAGUCAAGGUACCUCGGCAGAUUGUGCUAUACCAGGACCCUCGAAAUCAAAGCAGAGGAAAUCUAACGAGACCACAGUCCUUGAUGAUCUUGGCGUUAAAGUUGUCUCCAAAGUACGCGAAGGAAAGUCUACAAUAGAAAUAACGAUUCCAAAAACAGAUAGGGUUCAAGAAAUAAUACCACAGCGGGAAAAGGACAAACAAAGCCUAUUACAGAAUAAGAUGAAAGCAAUAGAAAUAUUUAGGAAAUCGAAUAUAGAUCAGAAAAAGAAAAAUACAAAAAGAAGAGUUGUUUUACCUAAAGAAAAGGCUGACCUGUCAGAAAGUGACAGUGAUUAGUUGUUGAUAUUUUUAUUUUCUAUGUUAAAUAAUAAAAAACCUUCAUAAAAUAGUCAA
Plodia interpunctella (Indianmeal moth) is the source of this 3850-nucleotide messenger RNA. RefSeq names its product DNA excision repair protein ERCC-5 homolog (gene mus201). Gene Ontology annotation, biological process: nucleotide-excision repair. Gene Ontology annotation, molecular function: single-stranded DNA binding; DNA endonuclease activity. The transcript is spliced from 7 exons. Bases 332 to 3793 code for a protein of 1153 amino acids. Gene Ontology annotation, cellular component: nucleus. The record is from RefSeq and is a predicted model, not a curated record. Lineage: Eukaryota; Metazoa; Arthropoda; Insecta; Lepidoptera; Pyralidae.